This is a messenger RNA of Closterium sp. Naga37s-1, 756 nucleotides long. The record is from the annotation of a GenBank genome assembly. Lineage: Eukaryota; Viridiplantae; Streptophyta; Zygnematophyceae; Desmidiales; Closteriaceae.
AUGACGGGACUGGUCCUUCGCAACGAGGAGUUUGAGGAUGGCAACACGGGCGGCAGCGGCAGUGGCGGCGUGCGAUGCCUGCACGAAGUUGCGUACCCCAAGGGCUGGAAGCUUCCUACCAGCAAGGAAGCUGCUCGGAAACCGCUGCCAGAGAAGCCCGCCAAGGAGUACCCGUUUAAGCUGGACCCGUUUCAGGAAGAGGCCGUGCGGUGCUUGGAAGCCAACGAAUCCGUGCUGGUAUCAGCACACACGUCUGCUGGAAAAACAGUGGUGGCAGAAUACGCCAUAGCCAUGGCAAUGCGGGACAACCAGCGAGUCGUGUACACGUCGCCCAUCAAGGCGCUGAGCAACCAGAAGUUCCGCGAGAUGAGUCAGGAGUUUGGGGACGUGGGGCUCAUGACUGGCGACGUCACCAUCGCCCCCAACGCUACCUGCCUGGUAAUGACAACCGAAAUUCUCCGCAGCAUGCUGUAUCGAGGAUCCGAUUUCGUGCGGGAGGUGGGGUGGAUAAUAUUCGACGAGGUGCAUUACCUGAGGGACAAGGAGCGAGGGGUGGUGUGGGAGGAGAGUAUCGUCAUGGCUCCCAAAUCGUCACGCUUCGUCUUCCUCUCGGCCACUGUGCCCAACGCAAGGGAAUUCGCAGAGUGGGUGGCUAAGGUGCACCAGCAGCCGUGCCACAUCGUGUACACGGACUACCGCCCCACGCCCCUGCAGCACUACAUCUUCCUGGCAGGCGCCAUGGGGCUCUUUAUAUGA